GGAAACAGAUGAGAGGGGAGUGAAGCCACAUCGGACACAGAAGGACUUGCUGGACAGACCCUACAAUGCCAGCACCCUGGUCUCUCCAGUGGCACCUGCCAGUAUUAACAUGCAUAUUGAGCCUGUGCCAAGCACAAUAUGAGUAUCUGGGUUACCCAUAUGGUUACCCUGAGUCUGAGCAAGAUCACUACACCCCUCCGAAGAUUCCCACCGAUGUGCCCAGGAUCCAGUUACGCUUAGCUGGAGAGAAACGAAAGCACAAUGAGGGACGGGUCGAGGUUUUUUAUGAUGGGCAGUGGGGGACCGUUUGUGACGAUGACUUCAACCAUCAUGCCGCUCAGGUGGUGUGCAGAGAGCUUGGCUACACCAAAGCUAUCUCCUGGGCGCCUUCUGCCAAAUACGGAAAAGGAGAAGGCCGCAUCUGGUUCGAUAAUGUCCACUGCAAUGGUAAGGAGAGCACCCUAGCACAGUGCGAGUCUAAUGGCAUUGGUGUGUCUGACUGCAAACACUCAGAAGAUGUUGGAGUUGUCUGUAGUGACAAGAGGAUCCCAGGAUUCAGGUUCCUCAAUCCGGUCUCCAACAACUUAGACCAUUUGACCAUCCAGGUGGAGGACGUACGCAUCAAGCCGGUUCUGUCCUCCUAUAGAAAGCGAAUCCCUGUAACUGAGGGUUACGUGGAGGUCAAAGAUGGUGGCAAAUGGAAGCAGAUCUGCGAUAAGGAGUGGAGUCCCAUGAACAGCAGGGUGAUCUGUGGCAUGUUUGGCUUCCCAACUGAAAAGAAAUUCAACACGCGUGUCUACAGAAUGUUUGCACGAAGGAAGCCCCCCUCAUACUGGGAUUACUCCGUGAACUGCACAGGAAAUGAAGCCCACCUGUCGAGCUGUAACCUGGGACAUUCCCUGUUAGCUAACAACACGUGCAGUCAAGGCAUUCCGGUGGUGGUGAGCUGCGUACCAGGCCGAGCCUUCGCUCCAACCCCGUUAUCUGGCUACAGGAAAGCCUUCAGACAGGAGCAGCCAUUGGUACGUCUGAAAGGAGGUGCGGUGGUCGGUGAGGGUCGGGUGGAGGUGCUGAAAAAUGGCGAGUGGGGCACCAUUUGUGAUGAUCACUGGAACCUGGUGGCUGCCACUGUGGUGUGUCGAGAGCUCGGCUUCGGAACCGCCAAGGAAGCACUGUCUGGAGGCCAACUGGGUCAAGGAAUGGGCCCGGUCCACAUGAAUGAGGUACAAUGCACAGGGUUUGAGAAAUCUAUCACUGAGUGCGUCUUUAAUAUGGAUAAAGACUCGGCGGGCUGCAGCCAUGAGGAGGAUGCUGGAGUCCGCUGCAACAUUCCUGCGAUGGGCUUCCAGCAGCGUCUGCGUCUGAGCGGAGGCCGUAACCCGUUCGAAGGCCGCGUGGAGGUGCUGAUGGAGAGAAACGGCUCUCUGGUAUGGGGCACAGUGUGCGGAGAUGGCUGGGGCACCAUGGAGGCCAUGGUAACAUGCAGGCAACUGGGCCUCGGCUUUGCCAGCCAUGCCUUCCAGGAGACAUGGUACUGGCCCGGAGAGGUGAACGCAGACAGCAUAGUGAUGAGCGGCGUGCGCUGUGCCGGUACUGAGAUGUCUCUGUCUCACUGUCUGCAUCAUGGACAGCACAUUAACUGCCCCAGAGGAGGAGCGCGUUACGCUGCUGGGGUCUCCUGCUCCGAGACUGCACCGGACCUUGUGCUGAAUCCACAAGUGGUGGAACAGACCACGUACAUUGAGGACCGGCCCAUGUUCAUGCUGCAGUGUGCGUAUGAGGAGAACUGCCUGGCCUCCACAUCUAGCUCGACUCCGGCCAACUUAUACCGACGCCUACUGCGCUUCUCCUCCCAGAUCCACAACAACGGCCAGUCUGACUUCAAACCCAAAGCCAGUAGAGAUGCGUGGGUCUGGCACGAAUGUCACAGACAUUACCACAGCAUGGAGAUCUUCACUUACUAUGACCUGCUCAGCUUAAAUGGCUCAAAAGUAGCUGAAGGACACAAAGCCAGUUUCUGCCUGGAGGACUCGGAGUGCGAUGAAGGCAUUGAAAAGAAAUAUGAAUGUGCCAACUUUGGCGAGCAGGGCAUCACUGUGGGGUGCUGGGACACUUACCGACAUGACAUCGACUGCCAGUGGGUGGACAUCACCGAUGUCAAGCCUGGGGAUUAUAUGUUCCAGAUUGUCAUAAAUCCCAACUACGAGGUGGCCGAGUCUGAUUACACCAACAACAUUGUAAAAUGCAAGACUCGUUACGACGGCCACCGCAUAUGGAUGUACAACUGCCACAUAGGGGGGUCAAUAAGUGGGGAAACAGAGGAGCUGUUUCCUGGUCUUUUAAACAAUCAGGUGAUCCACAGGUAAAAGGAGGAAAGGUGUAAAUGGGACCAAGGAGACACUGAGAGCUCGGACCACUACGUUUCCUUACCUUGUGCUAAAUACAAGCACCAGAUCUUCGCCACUCUGUUGGGAUUAAACACCACCCCAACCCUAAAAAGAAAAAACACACUAUAUGAUACAAUACACUAAUUGCUAGGCAUGUAACGAUAACUAUGAAAUUAAUUUGAUAGUGUAUAGUCACUAUAUAUUCUCUCUCUCUCUCUCUCACAUAUAUAUUUAUAUAUAUAUAUAUAUAUAUAUAUAUAUAUAUAUAUAUAUAUAUAUAUAUAUAUAUAUAUAUAUAUAUAUAUAUAUAUGCCUAGGUGCAUUUAGGAAUUGACAAUCAGUUUGUCAAUCAUCCUUAAAUUAGGCCUUGACCACUGUUGGAAUGGAUUGUUUUCUCAAUAUCAUGAGAUUAUCAGUACAUGCCUAGGAAAGCAAAACCCCUCCACUACAAGCUCAGGACAAGUGGGUUAUCAUAGGCACAACACCAAUUUCAUAAUGAAUUUCAAGUUGUUGAGCUAAAACCAACCCAAACAUAGUGAAUUUGCCUGAUUCAGCUAUUUUUUUAAAUUAAUAUUCUGCACUUUUUUUUUUAAGGUUUAGUAGACUCAUGUGCAAACAUGAAAGAACUCCUGAAGAUUACAAAACGAGCCAGAUUUGGGAAUGUGGAAAUUGUAUUUGCAAUAAUUUUGCUGCCUUAAUAUUAUUUCAGUAUCGUUGAGUAUUUUAUGAUUUUAUGUCGUACAGUUCUGUUUGACAGUUAUCUGGAGACAUGAGAGUAGCAUUUGGUGCCACUGAUGACUAUGACAUUUCUUUUCCAGAGUGCUAAGAGCUUCUGCAGUACUAAGUAAGAAUUAUGGGAACUUGGGAAAUCUCAGGAGUUUUACUUAACAAUUACAAUUAUUAAUAUUAUUAAUGUGGAACAACCAAAUAAAUGCUUGAAUAAAGACACAAUCUUCAUAUUUAGUGUUUGUGCAUCUACUAAAUCGAAAAUGUAGGUAAGCAGCAGAUUAGUAACUUGACUGUUUUGCCAAACACCCCAUAAAAUACAGUAAAAGACCUGUUCCAUACUGAACCAAUACGGGAGAAUCAAUUGACUUGAAAUCUAUAGAUGAGAAGUAUUACAGGUUAGACUACUAUGACAGGGUAAUUUACACGAGAUUGAAGUGAACAGUCUGACGAUGAAAGAAAAACCCUCCUCUCCCUCAGCAUGUCUGUCAUGUUCACUGCCAAAACAGCAAACAGGCUACUAGCACUUCUAGGGUGGCAUCUAGCUAGCUGGGGGUGGCACUGAGCACGCAAAAGUAAAAUAAAAGUUGGUGACAUGGAUAAUAACAUUUGUACAAUCAGUUUUCUAUUGCUCAUUAGCACGUCCUGUUUUAAAUGUCACCGUGUAACAAGUAGCACUUAGGUUUGACCUACCUUGCUCUGUUGGUAGCUUACAGAACAUUACAGAUAACUUCAUAUCCAAUGUUUCAUGUCGCAAAACUUUUAUUUAUUUAUUUUAAAUAAAUGACCAAGUAAGCUAGCUGUUUAUAAAUUUAUUAGUUGAAUGCAAUGAUAUUUAAACCAUAGUUAGCUAAAAAAAAAAAAAAAAACAUUUCAAAUAUUUUAUGUGAAAGAAGGUAAGUAAAACUCCUUUGAGCCUGUUCAAUAAAAACAAUGGACACUUGUACAACCAUUUAAAAAAAAAAAAAAAAAAAAGGUUGAGGAUAGCAUGAUGCACAAGUCUUUUUCUUGAUUUACUUCUUGUUUGAUAAUGCUAAUUAAAAUGCCUUGAAAGUGUGAAUAAGAAACAUUUUUAUUUUUCAUUCCACUGAAGGUUUCAUGCUGGUUUUAGUUAAGGUUAUAGCAUUACAAUUUUACUCCACUCGUAGCUUCAGUUAGUAACUUAUUUUAAGUCAGGGAUUCGCUAACAAUUGUAUCUAGUUCAUUUAUUUUAUUUGGUGCAGAAUAAUUUUGUUAUAAUAUUUAGUUUUUUUUUUUUUGUUUGUUUGUUUUCUGAUGUAGUGGUGCUAUUAAAGUUCUACCUUCUGUUUUUAGAGGGGACAAUUUACACUAUGCUUACUUGAAUGGAGCUUUAAAAAGAAAAAAAAAAUCCCAUACUGUGCAUUUGUGAUGUUGUUUAGCAGUAAAUAAACGUAAGCAUCCAGGAAAA
This is a messenger RNA of Clarias gariepinus (North African catfish), 4542 nucleotides long. It is a transcript of the gene loxl2b, whose product is annotated as lysyl oxidase-like 2b. The transcript is spliced from 14 exons. Gene Ontology annotation, biological process: sprouting angiogenesis; peptidyl-lysine oxidation. The record is from RefSeq and is a predicted model, not a curated record. Bases 66 to 2366 code for a protein of 766 amino acids. Lineage: Eukaryota; Metazoa; Chordata; Actinopteri; Siluriformes; Clariidae. Gene Ontology annotation, molecular function: protein-lysine 6-oxidase activity; copper ion binding. Gene Ontology annotation, cellular component: membrane.